Messenger RNA from Pestalotiopsis fici W106-1, 774 nucleotides. RefSeq lists its product as uncharacterized. Bases 1 to 774 code for a protein of 257 amino acids. NCBI's taxonomy places the organism in Eukaryota, Fungi, Ascomycota, Sordariomycetes, Amphisphaeriales, Sporocadaceae. The transcript has a single exon. Gene Ontology annotation, molecular function: oxidoreductase activity. The record is from RefSeq and is a predicted model, not a curated record.
AUGUCAAAGUAUAACAAGCUCGCCGGAAAACACGUCCUCGUCAUCGGAGGCAGCAAGGGCAUUGGCCGCGGCGUUGUCGAGGCCUCCCUCGAAGCCGGCGCCAUAGUAACACUCGUGGGCUCCUCGCAGAAGAGCGCAGAUGCAGCAGUAACAGACAUCAAGACGACUUACGCUUCAGCGAAUCUCGUGGGACUGGGCUGCGACCUCUCCCAAGACACGGUCGAGGAUGAUCUGGAGUCCCUGUUCCAAAAGGCCGGCGGCACCCAACCCAUUGACCAUGUGGUGCUGACGGCAGCCGAUAGCCUGACGCUUCCACCCCUCGACAACAUCUCGACCGCGACGAUCCGACACGUCGGCCACAUGCGCCUCGUGGUACCGGUCCUCGUAGGCAAGACGGCAGGGCGGCACCUGCGCUCAAAGCCCGACGCCAGCCUGACGCUGACGACGGGAUCCAUUGCCGACAAGGGCGUGGCGGGCUGGUCGCUCAUGGCCUUUAUGGCGGCCGGCCUGACGGGCCUGGCGCGCAACUUGGCCCUGGACCUCCAACCCGUGCGCGUCAAUGCCGUCGAGCCGGGCCUGGUGGAUACGCCGCUCUGGGACACCACAAUGACGGCCGAGCAAAAGGAUACCUUCUUGCGCGAGGCGGGGGCUCGGGCACCUGUUGGACGCGCGGGCCGGGUCGAGGAUGUGGCCGAGGCGUAUCUGUAUGCCAUGAAGGAUGGAAAUUGUACUGGUGAGAUAAUCAAGACUCGGAGCGGUGCGCACUUGGUUUGA